Molecule: messenger RNA, 8075 nt
Organism: Ailuropoda melanoleuca (giant panda)
Lineage: Eukaryota; Metazoa; Chordata; Mammalia; Carnivora; Ursidae
Gene: TTLL7
Product: tubulin tyrosine ligase like 7
Exons: 23
Coding region: 748-3411 (887 amino acids)
Biological process (GO): microtubule cytoskeleton organization; protein polyglutamylation
Cellular component (GO): ciliary basal body
Molecular function (GO): tubulin binding; tubulin-glutamic acid ligase activity
Source: RefSeq, a predicted model, not a curated record
CCAAGCCCUCCCGGCGCUGCUGGGAAGCAGACGAUUCCCCUCGUUCUUGGUUCCUCCCAACCGUCGCCGGUCCUCAGCGCCCUCCACGUCCGCCCCGCUCCGCACGUCGCGCACCCCCGGUCGCAGCCCGCGAAUGGUCUGGCCCUCGGUAGCCACCACCCCCUUCGGCAGCGACAGCUGCUCCAGCUGCUCCGGGUGGAGCGCCCGAAGCCCCGAGCCGUGGCUGCUUAGGGCGGCGGGCGGGCGGAGGGGAGCACCGGACCACCAGCGCAGGCUGCCGGGCCCGGGAGCAACCGCCCGCGGGAAACCGGGAAGCGGAGGGGCGGCAGAGGGACCGCCUGCAGCGGGCAGGAGAGGACCGGGGCUGGGCUUCCCUCACGUCGACUAUAUCCUGAACCUUGGUGAGGCAUCUCGCAGUCCAGUCUGUUUAACUACACGGAGGAUGGCAGAACUGAAUUGUUUUCAUUUUUUAAGGUACAAUUCAAAUGUGGUCUACUUUAUGAAGUCGUCACCUUCCUCCCCGCCAACCACUGCCCCCCUCCUUAAUGAGAAGUCCCUUUUCUCUGUGUUCUGUUGGUACUUUCUCAUCCCGUAACUUCAGUGUCCUGAAAUCUGAGAAUUCCUCCAAGAUAAUAUGAUAGGAACUUUCAGUGAUUUGGAGCCACAUCGUACUUAGACUAAUGCAAGCCUUCCAGAUUUCCUGAGAGUGUGGUACGACAGCGCACAGUGUAAUAGGCACAGGAAAUAAUGCCAUCUUUGCCUCAAGAAAGGGUUAUUCAGGGACCCUCUACCUUGGAUCUGAAUACAGAAUUGCCUUAUCAAAGCACAAUGAAAAGGAAAGUCAGAAAGAAGAAAAAGAAGGGAACCAUUACAGCCAAUGUUGCCGGGACUAAGUUUGAAAUUGUUCGUUUAGUAAUAGAUGAAAUGGGAUUUAUGAAAACUCCAGAUGAGGAUGAAACAAGUAACCUUAUAUGGUGUGAUUCUGCGGUUCAGCAGGAGAAGAUUGCAGAGCUGCAAAAUUACCAGAGGAUCAACCAUUUUCCAGGAAUGGGAGAGAUCUGUAGAAAGGAUUUCUUAGCAAGAAAUAUGACCAAAAUGAUCAAGUCCCGACCUCUGGAUUAUACCUUUGUUCCUCGAACGUGGAUCUUCCCUGCUGAAUAUACGCAAUUCCAGAACUACAUGAAAGAAUUGAAGAAAAAAAGAAAGCAGAAAACUUUUAUAGUAAAACCAGCUAAUGGUGCAAUGGGUCAUGGGAUUUCUUUGAUAAGAAAUGGUGAUAAACUUCCAUCUCAGGAUCAUUUAAUUGUUCAAGAAUACAUUGAAAAGCCUUUCCUAAUGGAAGGUUACAAGUUUGAUUUACGAAUUUAUAUUCUGGUAACAUCAUGUGAUCCACUGAAAAUAUUUCUCUACCAUGAUGGACUUGUGCGAAUGGGAACAGAGAAAUACAUUCCACCUAAUGAGUCCAAUUUGACCCAGUUAUACAUGCAUCUAACAAACUACUCUGUGAACAAACACAAUGAGCGUUUUGAAAGGGACGAGACUGAAAACAAAGGCAGCAAACGUUCCAUCAAGUGGUUUACAGAAUUCCUACAAGCAAAUCAACAUGAUGUUGCUAAGUUUUGGAGUGAUAUUUCAGAGUUGGUUGUAAAGACUUUGAUUGUAGCAGAGCCUCAUGUCCUGCAUGCAUAUCGAAUGUGCAGACCUGGUCAACCUCCAGGAAGUGAAAGUGUCUGUUUCGAAGUCCUGGGAUUUGAUAUUUUAUUGGACCGAAAACUAAAGCCGUGGCUUCUGGAGAUUAAUCGUGCUCCAAGCUUUGGAACUGAUCAGAAAAUAGACUAUGAUGUAAAAAGGGGAGUGCUGCUAAAUGCACUAAAGCUACUAAACAUCAGGACCAGUGAUAAAAGGAGAAACUUGGCCAAACAAAAGGCUGAAGCUCAAAGGAGGCUUUAUGGUCAAAAUUCAAUAAAAAGGCUCUUACCAGGUUCCUCAGACUGGGAACAGCAGAGACAUCAGUUAGAGAGGCGGAAAGAAGAGUUGAAAGAGAGACUCGCUCAAUUACGAAAGCAGAUUUUAAAAGAGGAACAUGAAAAUCGGCAUAUGGGGAAUUAUAGACGAAUUUAUCCUCCUGAAGAUAAAACUCUGCUUGAAAAGUAUGAGAAUUUGUUGGCUGUUGCCUUCCAGACCUUCCUUUCAGGGAGAGCGGCUUCAUUCCAGCGAGAGCUGAAUAAUCCUUUGAAACGGAUGAAGGAAGAAGAUAUUUUGGACCUCUUGGAACAAUGUGAAAUUGACGAUGAAAAAUUGAUGGGCAAAACUGCCAAGCCUCGAGGACCAAAGCCUCUGUCCUCCAUGCCUGAGAGCUCUGAGGUAAUGAAAAGACAGAAAUACUACAGCAGUGACAGCAGUUAUGACAGCAGCAGUGGCGCUUCGGAAUCUGAGGACAAUGAGAAAGAAGAGUACCAAAAUAAGAACAGAGAAAAGCAAGUUGUGUAUAACCUUAAACAGUCCAACAACUACAAAUUAAUUCAACAAUCCAGCUCCAUUAGGCGUUCAGUCAGUUGCCCCCGGUCCAUCUCUUCUCAAUCACCUUCCAGCGCGGACAACCGCCCCUUUUCUGCUCAACAAAUGAUACCAGCAUCCCGGCCAACUUCAGGGUCUCGGUCCCAUUCUUUAAACCGUGCCUCCUCCUACAUGAGGCAGCUGCCUCACGCUAAUGAUGCCGGCUCUCCUAACUCCCAGUUGAGUGAGUCUUUGCGGCAACUGAGAACAAAGGAACAAGAAGACGAUCUAACAAGUCAGACCUUAUUUGUCCUCAAGGACAUGAAGAUCCGGUUUCCAGGAAAAUCAGAUGCAGAAUCAUUACUUCUGAUAGAAGAUAUCAUUGAUAACUGGAAGUAUCAUAAAACAAAAGUGGCUUCAUAUUGGCUCAUAAAACUGGACUCUGUAAAACAACGGAAAGUUUUGGACAUAGUAAAAACAAGUAUUCGUACAAUUCUUCCACGUAUCUGGAAGGUACCUGAUGUUGAGGAAGUAAGUUUAUAUCGGAUUUUCAACCGGGUUUUUAAUCGCUUACUCUGGAGUCAUGGCCAAGGACUGUGGAACUGUUUCUGUGAUUCAGGAUCCUCUUGGGAGAGUAUUUUCAGUAAAAGCCCGGAGGUGGUGACUCCUUUGCAGCUGCAGUGUUGCCAGCGCCUGGUUGAACUCUGUAAGCAGUGCCUGCUAGUGGUUUACAAAUAUGCAGCUGACUCAAGAGGGUCACUCUCAGGCGUUGGCACUGAUUGGGGUAAUUCCAGGUAUUUAUUACCAGGAAGUACACAAUUCUUCAUGAGAACACCAGCCUACACCUUGAAAUACAGUUCACCUGGAAUGACUCGCUCCAAUGUUUUGUUUACAUCCCGAUAUGGCCAUUUGUGAAACAGAAAGGAAGAUUGCCAUGGAUUAUGCAUAAUAGCAAUUCAUUUUUUCCCUCCAAUUUAAACAUGCAAAGAAAGUGACCAUUAAGUGCUGUUUUAUGUAUAUAGGACAUAUAUGUGUGAAAAUAUAUACACGUGCACUCAACACAUAUAUAUUUAUUAUAAUAUAUGAAAGAAGAAUUAGUAGAAAACUGGAUAUAAGACUUAACCUUUCUGGAAAUGUAAUAAACCAUGUUAAAUUGUUUACACAAAUAUGUGAAUGUCUAGAAUUUGCUAGGUUUAUAAUUAAUACCUUCCUACUAGAAAUGUUAUUUUUGCUGCAGAGUAUAUAAAACAGAAUUGAUCUUGAAGAUCCCAUUUCAAUGUUAAAUUAUUUUCUAGAUAACACUUCUUUUGACUUGAAAAAGCAUUAAUAGUAUAACACCUUAUUAAUCCUCUUAUAUAUAGUAGCCAUUUCAAAUGAAAAACAAAGCUAGAAGCCUGGUGUUGAUGAUAGGAUUAAAUGUAAAACGGGUUUAUCAUUACUAUAGCACAGUGCAGAGUACUAUAAAAAUCUCAACCUGAUUUCCCCAAUAUUUUUAUUCCUCUGUGUGGAAAUGAAGCUACUUGUGAUAAUGUACAUUUUCAGUAAGGCUUUAGUAAGAUCAUACAGUGAUCUAAAAUGGAAGACAAUCCAGUGAGUUAAAAGAAAACAAAACGUGAACUAGCUUUUAUUUUCUACUUUUCAUUGGGAGUCACAUAAAGGAACAGAACAUGAUGGUAAUAAUAAAAUCUUUCCAUCUGAUUUUUGUAUUUCAUACCGUUCACUUUUAUUUGAAAGCAUAUCUCCAGUGGGUACGUAUGGUCAAAUACAAUUUCUUCUGUUCUUCAGAAGUCGAAGAGUUGACAUUUUAAACUCAUUUUGCUGUUAUAGGAUAAUGUCUCACACUUAUUUCAUAAGUCUCUUAAUGUUGAGACCAGCUUACACUGUAAAGUCUAAUAUAGAGUUUCACACUGCAGCAUAGAAAAUAAUCUAAUUAUUGCAAACAGAAGAUUCUGAUUGCUAGAUAUUAUUAGUCAUGGAUGUACCCUUGAGAAUUUUCUAAAAUCAAAAUAGAGGAUGCAGUUUUCUUUGUGUCUGAAGUUAUUAUGCAUACAUUUCAUAGCAAUUUACUUCCUUUUCUUGCUUAUAGUUUCAAAAACAAUGAGUGAGCUUUCAGCUUUCUAUAAAAAUAUAAACAGCACUAUCAUUGACAUGGAAAUCUUUUAGAAAUUACAAUAUUCAUCUUUCAGCAGUUUGUUUAAACUUCUCCCAACAGUCUUAUUUUCUCAUAGAUGCUAAUUAUAGGUAAAAUUUAGGAAUGUUUUACCUUUUAUUGUCCUAGAAACUACUUCCAAUAAAUCAAGAAAUGGCCCCAAAGCAGGAGAACCAAGAGAAGCAAACUGUCCUAGUUUAAUUUGCAAAAAAAGGAUAAUUGGUGACCUAAAGUUAUAAGUUAGAUAUAUUUUGCUUUUAAAGCCAUAUUCUGAGGCUGUCAUAGGCUAAAACAGGUCUUCCCUUAAAUUAUCACUACUUGAUUCUUUAUGACUACUUAACAUCCGUAUUCCAAUAGAUACUUUUCCUUGCUAAAUGCAUCCCAAAGAAGAAUUUGUUACUGUCUUUGGUGAAAAAGAGGAUAAGGAUGUCAGGAUAAAGGAAAUUCCAGUGUAACUCUGAGUGUUUGUGACUCCAUUUUGUGAAUUCUUAAAUAUAUUACAGAUUUCUUAGAAUAAGUAAUGCAAAAAUUGGGAUAUUACAAGAUUAUUGUAAGAGUGAUAAGCAAGUAGGUCUUUUCAUGAAGUAUUUUAAAUAAUUUUUCUUUUAAAUUCAUGAUCUAUCCAUGAAUGAUACAUAAUUUCAAGUGUCUGGUAUUUGAUAUCUAUCCAGUUUGUUGGUCACUCACUUGUAUUAAUUUAAAUCAAAAAUGGUUGUUUAGUAUGCUAGAGUGGGUGCUUUGGGACUUCUGUCUUUAGUGAUAAAAGAGUGAAAUUUUAUUUAAAACAAAAAAGAAGACCGUUCAACAUGGGGAUGAAACCUCUCCCCCUGGAAAACACACACACACACACACACACACACACACACACACACACAACAUUUAAGAACCUUUGAAAAAUAAAUUAAAAUGUGUGAAACUACCCAACUAAUUAAUGAACAAAUUUCAUUUCUCUAGCUACUUACAUCUGGCUUUUUUUGAGCACUAGAAUUUUCUUGCUCACAUUUUCAUAUUUAUACUGAUCUAGUUUGAUGUGAUAAAGUUGUGAAUAAAAGCCAUGUGCUCAUUAUUUAUAUAUAUUACCUGGUAUGCUGUAGACUAUGGUUGCUAUAGUGCUUAUUCCCUAAUGAGAAACUAAGAAGAGAAGAUUCAGUUGUAAACCAUGAAAGUCUCUUGAGGCCAUAGAAAUGUUUUAGAGGUAUAAAAUAUUCCUUAGUUUUUAUUAUAAAUUUUUUAUUUGUAAGGUGAAAACAUAUCAAUGUAAGUGAUAGCAUGGGUCUGAUUCUCUCUCUCUUCCAGAAGAGAAGGUAAUUUUAUUUGAAAAACUUCAGAAGUUAUUCAAUAUUACCAGGAAUUUUAAUAGGGAAUUUGGUUUACUUAAGAUUAAAGUGUAUUUUUAUUCUGUUAUAAAAAAAAAAUAUCCCUACUCAUUCUGUAAAUCUAAGAUUGGAAUGCUUUCCAGAACUGUAUAUGAUUGCAAUAAUUUCCAGAAUUAUAUAAAAAGCAACCUUUAUUUUAAAUCUCAUCUAUGAACAUGGUAUGAGAUGGCAGAUUUGUUUUCACUUUAAUUAUCCAGCAUUGUAAUUAGUUACCAUUUGCUUUAUGUAAUCUGUUGAAGGAACUGUUGUGAUUCAUAUUAUGUUUAUUUUUACUAGCAACAAAUUUUAUUUUACUAGCAUUUCAUUUACCUUGCAUGUAUAAAAACGAAGUUAUAACAGGAUCAAAUAUGGAAAUAACCUCUGCCAGAUGCAAAGAUUUAUACAGAUUUUUUCAUAUGUCUAAAUUAGGUCUGAAUACACAAAAAUAGCCUACUAAUUCCUCCUCCCUAAAACUAAAUGAACCAAACCCAGACAAACAAACAAACAAAAAAACCCCGAACUUUCUUUAGAGGAAUAUUUACAGACAACUGGAUGAUAGAGGCUUCUAGACAUCAAGGACUUCAUUCUAAUUCUCUUUUUUAAUUUGGAAAGCAUAUGAGUGUAGAAUUUUGUUAUCUAACUUGAAAUUCAUAUUUUAAUAUAAAUAAAUCCAAAUGCUUUCAUCUUUAGCAUGUCAAAGCCAUUCUAUGUAAAAAUUCUUUUUAAAUCUAAACAUACACAUAUUUGGCCUUUUCAAAUGUAGCAAAAAAUUGAUAGUUGCAUAAACUCUAUUAUUUCUAGGUUUCUGCAAAGCACUGAUUCAUUCUUAAAUGUGUUUUCUUUAAAAAAUAAUAGCAAUUACCUCGAGAAGAGUGACAGAAAAUACCUUCCUUUUCUGUUCUGUAAUGCUAAUUUACAUUUUAAGUCUUAGGUUACCUGGUUCUAAGGGUUAAGCAAUAAAAAGUGUAACUUCAGUUAGUUGUGUUGCUGUGAUCUAAUGAUUUUGAAAAUUGGCUUUUCUCUUUAAAUUGAGAAAUUUAUGUUUUCAAGUUCUGAAUUAGUUAUCUAAAUAUUUUGGGUUAAUACUAUUUACAAAUAAAUAAAAAAUUUGGAAAUAUAUUCAUGAUCAAAAUUUUAUUCCUUACACUGCUUUUUCUUUCUUUCUUUUUUCUUUCCUUCACAUCCUCCUCCUCUUCUUCACUUUAACCUUUGAAGUUUUGACCUUUGAUCAACAAAGUCCAGAAAGGAUAAAUCCUGCCUUUUAAAUGUUGGUUUUUCCUUGCAUUUUAUGGUGGUGUAUUUUUACCUCAACAACAAUAAAACUUAGAUAAAAUGUGUUAUUGGAUCAAGUUCAGUUAGUCUGCUGAGACUUUUAGGAACCAAGUUUCUGUGCCUAAAAACACUAAUUGUCUAGACUAUUUGAACCAAGAUACAUGGCUACAAAUAACAGUCUUAGAACCCAAAAGUCAUAUAUGAAAACUUAUUGCACUCUUUGAGAUUGCUGCCCUUCUUUUGGUGAUUUUUUGCCUUGUCAUAAGUGGGUAUAUGGUAUAUUAAAGAACUAUUCAGGUAACAUAUUUUGUAUUAACUGGGCUGUACUGUCUCAGGAGGGCUACAUAAAACUUUUAUUUUAUCCCCACCACUAACUUGAAAACUAUUGGUAAAGUCAUUGCUCAAUAGACUAAUAUUUUUUAAAUUAAUAAGAAGACUUACCUUGCAAAGUAAUCAGAUAAUGCUGAUAUUUUUCUUUCAAAGUUUAACAAUGGCAGUUCUUGGUCCUGAGCUGGUUGUUUCAUAUGAUUACUACUGUACAUGCUACAAUAUCAACUAUUAAUAGAUUUGUUGAAGAUUCUGGGUUUCAAGAUUAGCUUGAAAGCAAUACAUUUACUACCAUGAAUCAUGACUCAAAUUAUCCCCAUGUGUUAACUACCUGUAUAUGAAUGCAAAUGUUGUUAUAGAAAAUAUGCUUGAAAUGUCAACACAAUGUGCAAUUAAUAUUGCAUUGUCAUGCUUCAGCAUGUGAUAUCUGUAUGGUGAAGUUAUUUCAAUUACUAUAAUAAAAAUGUUUAACAUAA